This is a messenger RNA of Cephus cinctus (wheat stem sawfly), 1745 nucleotides long. RefSeq names its product elongin-B (gene EloB). The transcript is spliced from 3 exons. The record is from RefSeq and is a predicted model, not a curated record. Bases 144 to 497 code for a protein of 117 amino acids. Gene Ontology annotation, cellular component: elongin complex; VCB complex. Gene Ontology annotation, biological process: transcription elongation by RNA polymerase II. Lineage: Eukaryota; Metazoa; Arthropoda; Insecta; Hymenoptera; Cephidae. Gene Ontology annotation, molecular function: protein binding.
GUCUACCAUUUGCAUUUGGCAGGUUAUUUUAACCUUUCAUCCAUAACCUGAGGCCUUGGAGAUAAACAUAACAGCAUACAGUGCAUACCUCCGAAUUAUUCGAAUAAUCGAAUUUACUGUAAUUAGGAAUAAUUAGAUACAUAAUGGACGUAUUUCUGAUGAUCAGGAGAAAGAAAAUGACAAUAUUCACUGAUGCCAAGGAUAAUACAUCUGUGAUUGAACUUAAAAAAAUUAUUGAAGGUAUAUUGAAGAUACCACCUGUUAAUCAGCAACUAUAUAACAAGGACAAUGUUUUGAUGUCUGAUAUGAAAUUUCUCUCGGAUUAUGGUCUUACGUCGGCUACGGCUAAAGCACAAUCCCCUGCAUUGAUAGGACUUGCUGUGCGCCAAGAGAAUGGACAGUUUGAACCACUUGAAAUGACUCCGUUCUCAUUACCUCCUGAUUUGCCUGAUGUGAUGAAAUCUCAAGAAGCUAAUGGACAAGAGCAAUCUCCUUGAAUCACAAUGAAUUACUGCGAAUUAAUCGACGAUUAAGUAUCGAGUUCAAUUCUUUAAUAAUCGUCAUAACUCCAACAGGCAUUGGAGAGUCCAUGAAUGAGCAAUGUGAAUAUUAAAUAUAUAUACAUGUAUAUAUAUACACGAGUUUGAUACUGAUAUUAGAAUCACAUUUCUUCUAAUAUCGGUGAACCCCUUGUAGUCAAAACAUUAGAUAGUCCCAAUGGAUCAUAUCAUCGAUCCAACAAAAGAUCAAGUAUUUUGUAGACUUAAUUGCCUGAACGAAGCCAAUACAACCACAAGGAACCACAUCCACGAAUGUCUUUCAAAAUUACUAAAUUGUAUCCAAAACAAGAAAAAAUUCAUUCAAAUAUAUCCAUUUAUUUCAUUACAAUUAUUAAAUCAGGAAGAAUCCUUAAAGUAAUUUAUACUAUUUUGAAAUCUAACUGAAUUAUUCCUUUGCAAAACGAGUCUUGUUUGUAGUGAAAGAUUUUUCUGUUUCUCCUUAAACACUAAUCUAUUCUAUUGCUUGUCUCAUUGCGAGUUAACACUAAUUAACUUUAUCCAAUAUCCAAAGAGGUUCUGUUAAUAUGGUUUUGCAAGUGCCCCCCUUCCCUCCCCCAUAGGAAACAAAAAUGUGAGGCUUUUGAGACUGGUCUAGUAAUAUUAAUAUCGUAGAUAAGGAGAAAUGCUUACACAUGAGCAGGGCAGUUAAUUUUACCAACAUCACGCAACUUUGCACGUGUACCUUGUUACCAUUCAAAUGACACAAAUUUAUUAACUCAACUCGAUUGAACCUAUCAAGCAUAAACAUUGUUCAUUAGGCACAAGAUAUUUCUUUGCACCUAUAACAAUUUUUUAAAAUAAUUACUGCUCCUAAAUGUAGGAGAGAUACUAAAGGGUUUAUCAACUUGUAUGAAAUUAUUACAAAACGUAAUAGUUUAAUUCAACUUGUAUUAUCAUGAGAAUAUAUGCUGUCGUUUGUAUUAAAACUUAAGAGCCUGAUAUACGAUUAUUUCAGAAAAAUUAAAACAUUUUCACCAGGAUAUUGAUUGAUGUAACUUCUUCAAAACCUGAAUUGACUCGAUUUUGUCAACAGCAUAACAAACUCUCCUCUGCCUGAAAGUACUGUUGUUUGUUUACUUGUUAUGAUAAAUUAAUAUUAUCCUUUGAUUUUUUUAAUCACUUAUCCUAAGCUGGUCUUGUAGUUAGGUACAAUUUCGUGAUACACAACAGAGAAAUUUUAAAGUA